AUGGCUAAUAGGGUGUCCUUGGGCCCUCUAACAUUUGCUUCAACGUUUGUACUUGUUGGGGAUCAUUACCAACUGCCACCACUUGCAAGGUUCUCAGAAGCACAUCUAGAGGCUAUUUCAGCUUUGCAGAGUCAGGAAAUUUUGGACCUUUCAAAUGCCUUGAUAUAUGGUGACAGAUUGAGGUGUGGUUCAUUUGAGGCAGCUAAUGCAAAACUUGAGUUUUCAGGCUUAAACUGUGGUUUGCCUUGGCUAGAAGAUGUUUUGAAUCCUCGAAGACCUGUUAUAUUUAUUGACACUGACAAGUUGGCUGCUUUAGAGGCAAGAGAUCAGAAGAUUGUAAAUAACCCUAUUGAAGCUCAUAUAAUUGCUGAGGUUGACAUCCAAAUACCAGGUUAG
Glycine soja is the source of this 396-nucleotide messenger RNA. Its product is annotated as DNA replication ATP-dependent helicase/nuclease DNA2-like. The coding region runs from base 1 to 396 and encodes 131 amino acids. NCBI's taxonomy places the organism in Eukaryota, Viridiplantae, Streptophyta, Magnoliopsida, Fabales, Fabaceae. The record is from RefSeq and is a predicted model, not a curated record. The transcript has 7 exons.